Messenger RNA from Merops nubicus (carmine bee-eater), 1668 nucleotides. RefSeq names its product autocrine motility factor receptor, E3 ubiquitin protein ligase (gene AMFR). The coding region runs from base 25 to 1668 and encodes 547 amino acids. Gene Ontology annotation, molecular function: ubiquitin binding; ubiquitin protein ligase activity. NCBI's taxonomy places the organism in Eukaryota, Metazoa, Chordata, Aves, Coraciiformes, Meropidae. The transcript has 13 exons. Gene Ontology annotation, cellular component: endoplasmic reticulum; ubiquitin ligase complex; cytosol. Gene Ontology annotation, biological process: endoplasmic reticulum unfolded protein response; protein K48-linked ubiquitination; ubiquitin-dependent protein catabolic process. The record is from RefSeq and is a predicted model, not a curated record.
GUGAACACUGCCUGCUGUUUUCUGAUGCUGGUUGCUAAGCUCAUCCAGUGCAUGGUGUUCGGGCCUCUGCGUGUCAGUGAGCGGCAGCAUCUCAAGGAUAAAUUCUGGAACUUCAUCUUCUACAAGUUCAUCUUCAUUUUUGGCGUGCUGAAUGUUCAGACGGUGGAAGAAGUGGUGAUGUGGUGCCUCUGGUUCUCUGGACUUGUGUUUCUUCAUCUCAUGGUUCAGCUCUGCAAGGAUCGCUUUGAAUACCUUUCCUUUUCUCCCACGACCCCCAUGAGCAGCCACAUCAGAGUCCUGACCCUGCUCAUAGCCAUGCUCCUGUCCUGCUGUGGAUUAGCUGUCGUCUGUGGUGUCAUUGGCUACACCCAUGGCAUGCACACGCUGGCUUUCAUGGCAGCAGAGUCUCUGCUUGUGACAGUCAGAACUGCUCAUGUGAUUUUACGAUAUGCAAUUCAUCUCUGGGACCUCAGCCACGAAGGAAUGUGGGAGGACAAAGGCACUUACAUCUACUACACAGAUUUUGUCAUGGAGCUAACCUUGCUCUCACUGGACUUGAUGCAUCAUAUUCAUAUGCUGCUGUUUGGCAAUAUCUGGCUGUCCAUGGCCAGCCUGGUGAUUUUCAUGCAGCUGCGUUACCUGUUCCACGAGGUCCAGCGCAGAAUCCGGCGGCACAAGAACUACCUGCGUGUGGUUGGAAACAUGGAAGCGAGGUUUGCAGUCGCAACGCCGGAGGAGCUGGCGGCCAACAAUGACGACUGUGCCAUUUGCUGGGACUCGAUGCAGUCGGCACGCAGGCUGCCCUGCGGCCACCUCUUCCACAACUCGUGCCUGCGGUCCUGGCUGGAACAAGACACAUCUUGCCCCACCUGCAGAAUGUCUCUGAAUGUCACCGACAGCCACAACGCGAGGGAGGAUCAGCAGAGGGAAAACGUGGAUGAGAACCGGGUCCCCACGGCCGCGGCAGAGGGCAGGCCACGCGUGAACCAGCACAACCACUUCUUCCACUUUGAUGGCUCUCGGAUUGCCAGCUGGCUGCCCAGUUUUUCAGUAGAAGUGAUGCAUACUACAAACAUCCUCGGUAUUGCACAAGCCACCAACUCCCAGCUUAACGCCAUGGCCCACCAGAUUCAGGAGAUGUUCCCUCAGGUUCCAUAUCAUUUAGUUCUACAGGAUCUGCAGCUAACUCGUUCUGUAGAGAUCACCACUGACAACAUCCUAGAAGGCCGCAUCCAAGUACCUUUCCCCACACAGCGUGCAGAUAGCAUUAGAACUGCUUUGAACAGUUCUGUGGAACGGCACAGUACUGAUCAGGAGGACACUGAAUCGGCCACCCAGACGGAGAGAUUGCCUCUUGAACUCAGCUCAAGACUGGAAGAGGCGGUGGAAGCGAGUGAGGUGGAAGCAGAGCCUGGUGAAGCAGAAGACUUUGAGGCCAGGGGAAGUCGCUUUUCCAAGUCAGCCGAUGAAAGGCAGCGGAUGUUGGUUCAGAGGAAGGAGGACUUGUUGCAGCAAGCUCGGAAGCGUUACUUGAACAAAAGCUCGGAUGAGGAGGGGAGCAGGGAGAAGCCCGCUCCUCCCCCUGAGGGAGCCGAUCCCGUCGCCCUGCGCCGCAGGACGCUCGCCGCUGCUGCCGAACGCAGGCUGCAGAUGCAGCAGAACUCGUAG